AUGAAGCUCCCAGUCUUCUCGAUGACAAAGAAGGAAGAGGACCCUCAAGAUUUCAUUGAUGGUCUUCAGAAGAUUUAUAGAAUGAUGACUGUGACGGAGACAGAAGCAGCUACAUUUGGAGCUCACCAGCUGCAAGGAGUCCGAGAAGCCAGAGCUGAGCAGUUCUUGAAACCCAAACAGAAUGGGAGGACUGUUCAGGAUUACUACUUGGAGUUUAUGAGUCUGGAAAAAUAUGCUACUAAGCUUGUUCCUAACAUGAAGGCCAGAAUAUUGGCAUUUGUGCAAGGAAAUGAAACAAGGCUCAAGGAGGAGGAAGUUGUGCACAAAAACAAAGACAAAGAGUUUAACAAGAGGGCUAAGUCAACUGGGCAAUUCAGCGGGAAUAGUGGAAAGAAAAGAAAAUUCUUCAAUAACAGGUCAUCCGGACCUAUUCCUUCAUCAGCCAGUGCUCCAGCUCCUAAGUUCGGAGAGGAGAAAAGAGGAAUCUUUCGAGUGUCAGGCUCACAAUCUAAAGGAAGUUCGAGCAGUCACAGCUUCCACCCAGUUUGUAAUACUUGUGGGAAGAGACAUUCAGGGACAUGCCGUUCAGGCAUGGAUGAUUGCUUUGGAUGUGGCCAGUCAGGAUCCACCCUUUCUUAUGUAACCUCUUUUAUUGCUAAAAAGUUUGGAGUCAAACUAGAACCAUUGUCCAAACCUUUUGAAGUGUCUAACAAUGUUGGUGAGGCAAUGCUAGCCAGAUAUGUGUAUAGGGGUUGUCCAGUGAGAGUGUACCAUAAGUUGACAAUAGCAGACCUUCACGAGUUAGAAAUGGUAGACUUUGAUGUGAUCAUGGGGAUGGAUUGGCUAUAUUCUUGUUAUGCAUCAGUUUGUUGUCGGACCAAAGCAGUCAAAUUUAAAUUCCCAAAUGAGCCAGCCUUAGUUUGGUCCAGUGAUUCAGUAGCACCCAGAGGGGACCUUCCAGGGAUCCCUCCUAAUAGGGAAAUAGAGUUUGGAAUUGAUCUACUCCCUGGAACUAAGCCUAUCUCUAUUCCGCCAUAUAGAAUGGCUCCAGUAGAACUCAAAGAACUUAAGGCUCAGUUGAAAGACCUCCUAGAUGAGGGAUUCAUCCGCCCCACAGAAACCGAUGAAGUUAUUGGACUUCCCCUCUCAGAUCCUUCCUUCUAUAGUUUCCACAUUAUCAGUAUUCAGCCAUGUGCACAUGUCUCAGCAAUCCCUUCUAAUCAAAAUCCAUCAUUCGAGGAUGAAUGA
Lycium barbarum (goji berry) is the source of this 1248-nucleotide messenger RNA. RefSeq lists its product as uncharacterized. Lineage: Eukaryota; Viridiplantae; Streptophyta; Magnoliopsida; Solanales; Solanaceae. The record is from RefSeq and is a predicted model, not a curated record. The transcript has 7 exons. Bases 1 to 1248 code for a protein of 415 amino acids.